GGACGAGGGAGGGAUGAGGGACGAGGGAGGGAGGGGGCGGAGGCCCCGCGCCCCCCCUCCGCCGGCUCUUUGCAGACGGUCCCUGGCCGGGCGGCGGCGCCGGGCGGAUGCGGAGCGGGCGACCCGCCGAGGUGCCCGGAGGCAGCGCGGGGGCCGGGGGGGCCCGGGCCGCCCCCGCCAUGAGCGACCGCGGCGGCCGCCGCCGAGCCGUGAAGAAGGACGAGGAGCCCUUCGAGAUCGCGGUCCCCUUCGAGGAGCCCCCCCCCGUCGAGCCGCAGGUCUUCUACAGCCUCAGCCCCCCCCAGAGCAACUUCGAAGAGGGCGCGGGCCCCGGCGUGCGGGCGCAGCUGCACCUGGCGCUGGAGCGCAACGCCUGGCUGCAGAAGCGCAUCGAGGACCUGGAGGAGGAGCGCGACUUCCUGCGCUGCCAGCUCGACAAGUUCAUCUCCGGCGCCCGCGGCGACCCCGAGGAGCCCGGCCGGGGCCGCGGGGGGCCGCGGGGCCGGGCCGAGGCCACCGACGACGACAGCGCGGCCUCCUCGCCGGGGGCCCCCUCCGAGGACGGCGCCGGCCCCCGCAAGGGCCCCCGCGGCCCCCGCGGCCCCGCCGCCCGCCGCCGCCUCGCCAAGCCCCGCACCCGCGAGCGCCAGCGCGUGAAGGACGCCGACGGGGUGCUGUGCCGCUACAAGAAGAUCCUGACGACCUUCCAGAAGCUGAAGAGCAUGAGCCGGGCCUUCGAGCACCACCGCGUCGACCGCAACACGGUGGCGCUGACGACGCCCAUCGCCGAGCUGCUGCUGGUGGCCCCCGAGAAGCUGGCGGAGGUGGGCGAGUUCGACCCGGCCAAGGAGCGGCUGCUCGAGUACUCGCGCCGCUGCUUCCUGGCGCUCGACGACGAGACGCUGCGCAAGGUGCAGGCGCUCAAGAAGAGCAAGCUGCUGCUGCCCAUCACCUACCGCUUCAAGCGGUGAGGGGGGGCACCGGGACCCCCCCGGGCCCCCGGGCGCCUGGGUCCUCCCCGAGACCCCGCCAAGAGCCCCCAACCCGGCCUGGAGCCCUCCCAGACGUCUGGGUCCUCCCCAAGAGCCCCCCAGGACCCCCAGGUCCUCCCCAGGGCCCCCCAGCCCGGCCUGGAGCCCCCCCGGACGCCUGGGUCCUCCCCAAGAGUCCUCCAAGACCCCCCCAAUCUGGCCUGGAGCCCCCCCAGACGCCUGGGUCCUCCCCAAGAGCCCCCCAGGACCCCCAGGUCCUCCCCAGAGCCCCCCCCAGCCCGGCCUGGAGCCCCCCUGGACACCUGGGUCCUCCCCGAGACCCCCCCAGGACCCCCGGGUCCUCCCCAGAGCCCCCUGGACACCUGGGUCCUCCUCGAGACCCCUCCAAGAACCCCCAGCCCGGCCUGGAGCCCCCCCAGGUCCUCCCCAGAGCCCCCUGGGACCCCCCCGGGACCCCCGGAUGCCUGGGUCCUCCCCGAGACCCCAACCCGGCCUGGAGCCCUCCCAGAUGUCCAGGUCCUCCCCAGAGACCCCCAGGAGCCCCACAGCCUGGCCUGGAGCCCCCCCGAACGCCUGGGUCCUCCCCGAGACCCCCCCCGGAACCCCCAGGUCCUCCCCAGAGCCCCCCAAGAGCACCCCAGCCUGGCCUGGAGCCCCACGACCUCCCCCCAGACACCUGGGUCCUCCCCGAGACCCCCCCCAGGACCCGCCUGGACACCUGGGUCCUCCCCAGAGCCCCCCAACCCGGCCUGGAGCCCUGAGAGCCCUGCCCGGACGCCUGGGCCCCCCCUCAGGACUCCCUGGGCCCCCCUGGACGCCUGGGUCCCCCCCCCGGCGGGGGUGAGGGGGUCCCAGCCCCACCCUUCCCCCACAAUUGGGACCCCCCAGAGCCCCCCGGACACCUGGGCCCCCUCUGGGGGGGGGUGAGGGGGUCCCUGCCCCCACCCCAGCUCGGUGUCAGUGACGUCUCCGCCCCCCCAUCCUCCCCCCCGCCGUCGCCCGGACCAGGGAAAAAGCAAGAAAAGGAAAAAAAAGAGAAAAAAGUUCCGAAAAAGGAAAAAAACACAAAAAAGCCGCUUUCUGCGGAGAGACUUUGGAUUAAAGAGAGCAGGAACCGGCGCUUUGGGACAGA
Molecule: messenger RNA, 2124 nt
Organism: Dromaius novaehollandiae (emu)
Lineage: Eukaryota; Metazoa; Chordata; Aves; Casuariiformes; Dromaiidae
Gene: CCDC106
Product: coiled-coil domain containing 106
Exons: 6
Coding region: 108-971 (287 amino acids)
Cellular component (GO): nucleoplasm
Source: RefSeq, a predicted model, not a curated record